AUGUCUCUUUUUGCACGUCGCAACGUCAAGCGAACCACCAGCCGGAAGGCAGCGCUGGUCGAGGAGGAUGAGGCCGCGGGGGGGGGCAACAAUCUGAGGUCUCCGUCGGAUGAGGGCCUCUGCUCCCUGGGGGCGGGAGGGUCGUUUGGCCGCACAUCUUUUGCGAUCUCUUCCCAUUCGGCGCUCGGCUCUGCGUCUGGCUCAUCCAGAAGCGAUGUAGGGUCCGGCUCCGCCCCGGCCUCUGCUGCUGCUCUCGCGACCGCGUCGCACAUUCGAGAGAAAGCCGCUGUAGCGGCCGCCAAGUCGCACGCCUCUUCGGCUGCAGCGCGGCCUUCUGCGUCUGCGUUUCGUGACAGUUCACAGAGAUCUCAGGCCACUUUCUACUCGGACUUAUUCGAUGCCUACGACGGCGACGACCCGCCUGCGCGGGACUCGAGCGCGUCGAGUCAGAGCGGCAGAGCGGCCACCUCGGGAGGCGGCCUCCACGCCUCGCGCUCCGAACGGCUCGGAGGCAGCUUCGCCAGGCCGGGCUCCAGCGGCGACGACGCUUCCCGGCGCCCGGGGGGCGGCGCACUCGGCCGCGGGGGACUGAGCUUCUCGGGGCUCGAUGAGGAAGCCGAUCGCGAAGGCGAGUUCUUCAAAGUGAAGAAAAGCAAGGCCAGCAAGCGCCUGCAGAGGGAGAAGGAGCGCGAGGCCCGCACAGACAACCUGGACCGCUUCGAAAAGGGGGAAGUGGGUGCGCAGACGGCCGCCGCCUCAGACCGGUCUCGAGGCCUUUCGAGUGGCGAUUCCGGGAGCGCGAAAACCAGUAGCAAACUCGUCCUCCAGGCGACAGGCUUGCGGCUGUUAGUCAACCAGACGCACCUGCAGAAGGCGCAGAUCGCCGGGGUCGACUCCGCAUCUGAGCGGGCGCGCGCGUCGGAUCCUUCAGAUCGCCGCGCGCGCGGCGCGACAAGCAGCGGGCGCGAUGCGGCUGAGAAGGGCUCGUCGUCUCUGCCGUCCCGUGGCAGGUGCAGCGGGGCUGACGGCGGCGGAGGAGACCGACGCGAGGCGGUUGCAGCGGCGCGGAGGAAAGAGGAAGCAGCUCCGUUUUCGGGUUUGCCUUCGGAGCGAAUUCUUUCGCUGGCGGAACUCGAGGAGGCCGAGGCCCGUCAGCGCGCGACGCAUGGGGACAGGAACCUCCAGUACGGAGGCUCUUCGGGCGCCCGGGGCUCGCGGAGCCAGGGGGCGGAUCAAGAGGAUGACGUUGCGUCUAUGGCUCGGCUCGCGCGUGCACAGAGACAGCGCGCACGAAUGAUUGAGAAGGGCGAGCUGAUUCCCGCCGAUUCUGCAGCCGCGCUUACCGGCGAGUGGGGCGCUGCUGUGAGGCUCCAGAGACGCCAGCAGCAGCAACUGGAGCCGCUGCGCUCGUGGCGAGACGGCGCUGCACACGAUGACGAAGACCAGGGCGAGGAGCUCGACGAUGGGGAUCUGCCCGGGAUGAAGGAGAACGGUGAAGAUCUCGACGAAGAUGAGCAAGAAGAAGACCCUGCUGCGCGCCUGAAGGAGCAGCUCCAGCGGCUCAAAGUUCAGCAACAGGCUGAUGAGGACACCAACACCGGUCGGAAUGAAGAGGAGGAGGCUUGGGAGGCGUGGGAGCGCGAGAAAAUCCUCAAAGGCGCCGGCCGAAGACACUUGCUCCAACAGCAGCAACUCAUGGUACAGCGGCAGCAGGAGCAGCAGGUGUAUUUACAACAACAGCUGCUGCAACGUCAUCAUGAUGGCGGAGGGGCGCCUGCGCAGGCCAUUCAGCUACAACUGUCGCUUCUUCAGCACCAGCAGCAGCAUCAGCAGCGUCUGUUGAAACAGCUUGCGAGUCCGCAGCAGCGAGAUGGCGGCAUGUCCGCGGAAAGCGUCGAUGCAUCUGCCAAUCUGGCGAUCCUCGGAGCCGACGCGGCGACCGCGUUGGGCUCUACCGAGCCCGCACGGGCAGGCACCGGAAGGACGAGUGCGUCGAGCAGCCUCGUCGAAGCCCCCACGAGCGCCGCGUGGCUGAAAGAAGUGUGGGGAGUCGACGGGGCGGAUGCACAGGUGCGGGCGGCGCUGGAGUGGCUGAAAGAAGAAGGUCAGCAGCUGCGGCAGUUAGCGGAGGUCGAGGAAGACCAACGGGAGAAGCGACGGCGCCACAGGGCUGCUGCGGCAGAUCAGCUUCGGGUCCUCGAGGUUCGGCAGCUGGGUGUGGGGAAGCGUUUGGACGACUUGCAGGAUUUUCUCAUCUUCGUAGAAGAUCUUUCUGGAUUUAUUCUCGCCAAAGAGAGUGCGGUCCAGCUCGCGCAGUCGACUGUCGAGGAAAUGGAGAGAGAGUUCACCGACCGCAAGUUUGAGCGGCGCGUCCUCGAGUUCGAUGAUCUGCGCCGCGUGGCGUUUCGCAGAAGGCAGCCACGCGCCGGGGGCGCAGCGGGCCGCGAAGGAGAGGUGGAGAGCUCCAGCGAGAGUUCGAGCGACACGGACUCGAGCGGAGACAUCGACGAGUUUGGCAGGAGCCGAAAGUACACGCAAAAGCUUCAGAGGAGCGACCGCGAGAAGGCCCGACGCGAGCGCCGGCUUUCCAAGCGACAGGCGCGUGGCGGGACGCCCAGCGGAGACUUCCGGUCGACGUCGCCGGCGUGUUCAGCCGCUAAAGCGCUCCGGCGCAUGCGCGGGGGGUUAGGCAGGCGGGCGGCUUCUCGUGAGGCGGUUACCGGAGAGGAUGGGCGAGGAGACAGACCAGGCCCGGCAGGUAGUGAGCAGCUGUGGCAUGUGCUGAGAGAGACGCUAGGGGAGGGCUGGGAGACGAGUGAAGACGAAGAGGACGACGGGGGCCAUCGGCUGCGGAAGGACCGAAGCAAGUUCAGCGCGGCGGCCUUGGACGUCAUGGGGGACGUCUCGGACGCGUUCGUCUCCGUUGCGUCCAUCCUCGAGGAACUCGAGAAAAUGAAAAAAUGGUGCAGCGCCGAGUUCGCGCAGCUCAAGGUCCUGGAGCAAGUCCCCGACAUGAUCAAGGUGCAGGUCCGGUGGCAGCUCCUCUGGUGGAACCCGAUGGCGAUCGCUCCGGCGGCCGCCGCCAGCAACGCGGCGGGAAAGGCAGAGGCGGCAGGAGAGAAAGAGAAGAAAGACCCUGUCUGGGUGUGCGAAGCAUCUCUCGAAAACUUCGAUUGGUUUGCGGAACUUGGACUCUUCAUCGAGAAAAUGGACGACCUGAACGCGGCAGUGGCGCAGGAGCGCGCGGCUCCAAAGGAGGGCAAGCGAGAAGGAAGCGAACAAGACAAGAGCAAGAGGGAGCCGACGCCAGAUGCGUAUGAUCCCAGCAAUAUCAUGUCUGAUGUCGUGAAGCAGUGCGUCGUGCCUCGCGUCGCCGCUGCCCUCAAGUGUACGGAUAUCACGUCGUUCACCUCCGUUAACCGAGCCUCCCAACUCCUCGGAGAACUCCUCCUUUUCAGGGACGACAACUCAUUGCCACAUCUUACGAAAGUCCUUCAGGAUUUCGUGAGCUUCUUCGUGGCGCAGCUGUCGGCCCUUCUGCCUGUCGAGUUCGUUAAGCAAGCAUUGUCGUGUCUACCGGCUUCGUCGUCAAAGCAGAAUCACAGAGCGUUGGACAACGCGGGCGGCGAUGGAACGGAUGGCCCCCAGGACAGCGACGCGCGACAGGAGAUAACUCAGCUGUACCUCCACCGUGCUCUCAAGGUUGCUGGUUGCUGCACCUGCCUCGUGGAUAUUCUCAGCGAUUCGCUGCUUCUCCACAUUUGCAUGCAGGAGAUUCUUGUCGACCGCAUCAAGCCCCUCCUGGCCCUCUUGCCGCCCUCACGACAACUCUUGCUCGCGGGCGCCUUCAUUCACCUCUUGCCGCUUCGCUGGGUGAUUCAGCUCCAGCAAGAGAACCCUGAGGAGAGCAGUAGCGCCACUCCCGGGCGCAUGCAGCAGCUUCUUGGGACCGUCGUGGCUCUUGGCGAGGCGGUUGUCGACGAGGACGAACGCGCCGAGGUUCUGCUUCUCUUGAAAAAGAUAUCUCCACAGGAGGAAGCGGAGAAGAUACAGCGCGUCUUUGAGCAACGCCACGGCCACAAAAAUCCUCAGCAGCGCCCCUGA
Messenger RNA from Besnoitia besnoiti, 4104 nucleotides. RefSeq lists its product as uncharacterized. Gene Ontology annotation, cellular component: nucleus. The record is from RefSeq and is a predicted model, not a curated record. Bases 1 to 4104 code for a protein of 1367 amino acids. Lineage: Eukaryota; Apicomplexa; Conoidasida; Eucoccidiorida; Sarcocystidae. The transcript has 5 exons. Gene Ontology annotation, biological process: mRNA splicing, via spliceosome. Gene Ontology annotation, molecular function: DNA binding.